Messenger RNA from Amphibalanus amphitrite, 693 nucleotides. RefSeq names its product AP-3 complex subunit delta-like. NCBI's taxonomy places the organism in Eukaryota, Metazoa, Arthropoda, Thecostraca, Balanomorpha, Balanidae. The transcript is spliced from 4 exons. The record is from RefSeq and is a predicted model, not a curated record. The coding region runs from base 1 to 693 and encodes 230 amino acids.
AUGUCAGAAGAUCACUGGGGUAUAUUUCUUGCUAACACCGAAGACAAACAUGCCAAGAGAAAGCCCAAAAAGAAGAAGCGCUAUGCAGAAGAAAACACUGCCUCGGCCUUCGGUAGCAGAACCAUCUAUGAGGGAAGUGAAGCAGACAAGGAGGAGGUCCCCACGAAGGUGAAGGACAAGCAAAGGAAGAAAAGGAAGAAGGAUCCGGACAUGCCCGAGAAGAUCCCAAUCUGGUUCGGGGAACAGCAGGAGGACGAAGACAUGCACGACAUCGCUCCUCCACCCGAAGCAUCAGCCCUCGGCGGCCAAACCGUCAAUGUCGGAAGUGAAGCAGCCGAGGAGGUCCUCACGAAGGUGGACAAGAAAAGGAAGAAGAAGAAGAAGAAGAAGGAUCUUGACAAGUUCGAGGAGAUCCCCACCAGGCUCGGGGAAGAACAGGAUUUGCACGAUGAUGCUCCUCCAGCCGAGGCCUCGGCCCUCGGUGGCCAAACCGUCGAUGUCGGAAGUGAAGCAGCCGUUAAGGUCCUCACGAAGGUGGAAAAGAAAAGGAAGAAGAAGAAGAAGGAUCUGGUAAUGAUGGAGGAGAUCCGCACCUGGCUCGGGGAAGAACAGGAUAUGCACGACGAUGCUCCUCCAGCCGAGGCCUCGGCCCUCGGCGGCCAAACCGUCGAUGGUGAGUUGAUUUAUAGUUAA